This is a messenger RNA of Drosophila melanogaster (fruit fly), 831 nucleotides long. RefSeq lists its product as uncharacterized. The record is from RefSeq and is marked reviewed. The transcript has 5 exons. Lineage: Eukaryota; Metazoa; Arthropoda; Insecta; Diptera; Drosophilidae. Bases 76 to 813 code for a protein of 245 amino acids.
AGUUGGUUUUAAAACGCUCACAGUCGAACAUCGGAUAUUAUUUACCAUUGGAUAUUUUAGAAAUUUAUCAAUACCAUGUACAGAACUUUGAUAUUUGCACCCUUUCUUUUUCUCUGUGCCAUAAUAAAUAACUUCAAUUUGGUUAAGUCUGCGCUGCUUUUCACCACAAACUCCGAGUAUGGGAUAUUCAUGGCCAUAUCGGUGCCGAUUGGCUUGCCACAUCGCAAUGUCUUUCUGUCCUAUAACUACGAGUUUAAUUACUAUCAACCGGAACACGUGUACAAAUAUCCACCGAUUUUGAUGGGUCAGGACUUUGAGGACAGCUAUCUCACAUAUCCGACAACUGGACGUGAGGCCGAAGGGCGACACUGCCAGAAUUGCACAGAUUGGAAAAUAGAGGGAAAUAUAAAUAGCACCUCAUCAAAUAAUAACUCAACUAAAGCUGCUUCGCGCGAAAAACGUGGUCUAACUCUGAUGAGUCGCUCGGUAUUUUAUGCAAUGCUAAGGGAUAAAUUAAGAAGGUCAGGGUUUCCAGCUGAACCCUGUUUGCUGCGCUUGAUAUGCGAUACAAAUGCUUCACAACUGGGUGAAGUUAAUGGAUUUUUAGGCAGCCUCGUUCACAUUAUAUUCAGUCCCAGCAGUUCCAAGGAUGAGCACCUGCCCAAUGAGUAUUACCAGGCCGAAUGGGAUGGUCGAGAGCAGCAGGAGUGCUCCACGUAUACCAAAAGUUGUGAUCACAACAUCUUGGACCUGGUUUCCGUGUCACUGGAACAGUCUUUAAGCGAUAUUGUAAGCCGACGAGGGCGCAAAUAAACUGGAGUGUUGACCAAG